Phalaenopsis equestris is the source of this 435-nucleotide messenger RNA. Its product is annotated as mannose-specific lectin-like. Lineage: Eukaryota; Viridiplantae; Streptophyta; Magnoliopsida; Asparagales; Orchidaceae. The transcript has a single exon. The record is from RefSeq and is a predicted model, not a curated record. The coding region runs from base 1 to 435 and encodes 144 amino acids.
AUGUCCUCCCCGGCAACAACCUUUCUCCUCCUCUUGCUCUCCAUGGCGGCCUUAGCCAUUCCAGCCUCGGCCAACGACCGUUUGAAAUCCGGCCAGACACUGUAUCCGGGGGAAUCGCUUCAGUACGGCGUCUUCUCCCUCACCAUGCAGACUGAUUGUAAUCUCGUCCUGCGUGCCACCAGUUCUGAAAUAUGGUAUACGGGGAGAGUCGCCGCUAAUUGCAUUCUGCAGCUGCAGUUCGAUGGAAAUCUUGUCAUUUCUAGUGAUUUUGGAGCUAGAGUUGUAUGGUCCAGCAAUAGCAUACAGCAAAAUAAGGGAGUUUAUGAGCUCGUCCUCCAGAGCGACCGCAACGUCGUCAUCUACGGCGAAGAUGGUAAAGCCAUUUGGGCCAGCAACACCAGCAUGGGCGGCCAUUCUGCCAUGGCGGCGGUUUAG